This is a messenger RNA of Rhineura floridana, 7243 nucleotides long. It is a transcript of the gene SLC7A3, whose product is annotated as solute carrier family 7 member 3. Gene Ontology annotation, molecular function: amino acid transmembrane transporter activity. Gene Ontology annotation, cellular component: plasma membrane. The transcript has 12 exons. The record is from RefSeq and is a predicted model, not a curated record. NCBI's taxonomy places the organism in Eukaryota, Metazoa, Chordata, Lepidosauria, Squamata, Rhineuridae. Gene Ontology annotation, biological process: transmembrane transport; amino acid transport. Bases 135 to 2030 code for a protein of 631 amino acids.
ACUUGAUAUUCCGCCCGCCCGCGCUCUGCUUUCCUUUCUCCCGUUUGUUGUCCUCCAAGCUGCGCCGGGCGCCGGAUCUGCGUUCCUGGGGCCGAUCUUUUGGAGGUGUUGGACACUGCACAAAAUCAUCCAGGAUGUUGAAAAGAACCAUGGCAAGCUUUGGCAAGAAGCUGAUCCGGCAGCGCACGGUGAACCUCGGCUCCGAGGAAACACAGCUAGCUCGUUGCCUGUCCACCCUGGACCUCAUAGCUCUUGGCGUGGGGAGCACCCUUGGAGCUGGUGUCUAUGUCUUAUCUGGGGAGGUGGCCAUGGAUCAGGCAGGCCCUUCCAUUGUACUCUGUUUCCUCAUUGCGGCAAUCUCAUCAGUGUUGGCUGGUCUGUGCUACGCGGAGUUUGGAGCCAGAGUGCCCAAGGCUGGCUCUGCCUAUCUCUACAGCUAUGUGACCGUUGGGGAGAUCUGGGCCUUCACCACGGGAUGGAACCUCAUUCUCUCCUAUAUGAUAGGGACAGCAAGCGUCGCACGUGCCUGGAGCUCCACCUUUGACCACAUCAUCGGCGGCCAUAUCUCCACUUUCUUCCAGAAUCGGACUGCCCUGCAUCUGGAGAACGUGCUGGCUAAAUAUCCCGACUUCUUUGCUCUCUUUCUGGUUUUGCUGCUUACAGCCUUGCUGUCAUUUGGUGUGAGCGAAUCUGCCCUGGUGAACAAAAUCUUCACCGCCAUCAACUUGCUGGUCCUCAGUUUUGUCAUCAUUGCUGGCUUUGUGAAGGGAGACGUUAAGAACUGGAACUUGUCCGAGGAGGAUUAUCAGAACCGCACGCAGAAACUUGUGGAGUCUGGAAGAAAAGUUGGGCUCUUUGGCAAUGGUGGCUUUUUCCCGUUUGGCUUUGAGGGGAUCCUUUCUGGGGCUGCCACGUGCUUCUAUGCCUUUGUUGGAUUUGACUGCAUUGCGACAACAGGCGAGGAAGCCCGCAACCCGCAGCGCGCGAUCCCCAUUGGCAUCAUCGUCUCUCUCCUCAUCUGCUUUGUGGCUUACUUUGGGGUUUCUGCUUCCUUGACCUUGAUGGUGCCCUACUUCCUGGUGGACAAGGAGAGCCCCCUGCCCGACGCUUUCAAGGCUGUGGGGUGGGAGCCAGCGCGCUAUGUUGUAGCCAUUGGCUCUCUCUGUGCCCUCUCCACAAGCUUGCUCGGUUCCAUCUUUCCGAUGCCACGAGUGAUCUACGCCAUGGCCGAAGAUGGGCUACUCUUCAGGUUUCUCUACCGGGUGCACAGCCGGACUAAGACUCCCUUGGUUGCCACAGUUGUGUCAGGCAUCAUUGCUGGCCUGAUGGCGUUUCUCUUUGAGCUGAAGGACUUGGUGAACCUCAUGUCGAUUGGCACUCUGUUGGCCUAUUCCCUGGUGGCUGUUUGCGUUCUCAUCCUCAGGUACCAGCCAGAGCUGUUCGGCACCUCCAGAGACUUGGAAAUGCUCGAGAUGAAUGGAAGCGAAGAAGAGAAGGUGGUAAUUAAUCACGCAGUCAGUGAUGGCCAAACGGCACUCAAAGAGAAGUUCACCUGGAGGAGACUUUUCUGCCCCUCUGCAGACACCCCAACUUGCCUCUCGGGGCGCAUUGUCUACGUCAGCAGCACGGUUAUCUCUGUAGCGAUCACUGCCUUGUGUGGUAUCCUGGCACAGCAGUCGGCGGCACUCAUGCGGCGCAGCGUUGGCUGGGUCAUCGCCUCUGUGCUUCUCCUUGCCAUUUUGCUCAUUGGCACGAUCAUCAUCUGGAGGCAGCCGGAAAGCAAGACACGCCUCAGUUUCAAAGUCCCUGGCCUGCCAUUGCUUCCUCUCUUUAGUAUCUUGGUGAACAUCUAUCUCAUGAUGCAACUGGAUGCAGGCACUUGGGCCCGCUUUGCUGUCUGGAUGGCAAUAGGCUUUGCCAUCUACUUUGGCUACGGGAUCCGCCACAGCGCAGAAGGACAGGUCACUCGGCAGUCAGCGAUGAGCAAACCUCUGCAAUGUCAGAGCCCAAGCCAAGAUGCAGAGAUCUGAGGAUGUGAAUCUUUCCUUGUCCCCACCAUCCACACACCACAGGUGCCCUUGAGCUCUUACCUGCCUCCUGCCCCUCCCUAUGGCAACAAGCAGGAGAUAACAAGAUCCCAGCAAAAUGAUAUCUUCAGUACAGUGUUGUCAACAGGGUCUUCCUGCAGGGAAGAACAGAAAAGGAAACACUGGUCAGGAGGCAGGGCAGAUGCAAGGCAUAGCCAAUACUCCUGGCCUAGGGGGUGGGAAGCCAACACCCCAGCCAAGAAGCUGCCACUCCCCUAAAGUCUGUGUUUAUUCUAUUUGGGCUUAGUUGGCUAGAAGUUGCCUUUCCCACGUGUAGAUGUAUGUGAAAACACCAGAUUGUCUGCAGUCCAAAAACAAGACUCUGUGUCCUGUAGCUAUAAGCUUUCUUGCUUUCCUUUUCUUGUUUGUAUAAAUGUCAAAAUGUUGGUGUUUUGUACAAUUAAAACUCCAAAGGACCUUUUUUAAAAAAGACAAACCAAACCAUUUUUUGUUAUGUUGGCCACACUUGAUGUCAGUUUACUUUCUUGUUAAGCUCAUAUUCAAUGCACUUGCGAAGGGAUUUUAUUUUCAAGAAAAGCUAAGAUAUGCGCCUCUAUGAGCUGUAAAAUUAUCCCAGGGCUUCUGGCAAGCUCAGUUUCGGCAUUGUGAAGCUGGGACACAAUCUCUUGAGUGGCUAUAGUCAAGAGUCCCAUUGUGGUAGCCCUUGCUGAAGGAUCAGCAGGGGCUGUUAAGAGACAAAUGCCAGGGUCCCACAGAUUUCAACUCCUAUAGCCAGACUCUUUCUGAGAACCCACACUGGAAAAGCCAACUUGGUCCUGCUUGUCAUGCAGAAUGACCACCUUCCCCUGCCCCCAACAAGUCAGUCAUUGUACACAACGAGGCAAGUAGCUGCUCAUUGCUGCUAUGGUGCUUUUAAAUGAUGGUGUACUGUAGGGCAUUAAAAGUAACAAGGCAUAUUUGAAAUCUUUUAUGCAGUGCCUCUGCUGCUCUUCACUGUAAUUAGCAAUCAUUUUUGCAACCUGUAUACAUUGAUUGUUUUAUUUUGGGUGUGUGUGCUCAUAAUUCUACUUGUUGUAAGGAUGGAAAACAUUUCUGCAUUGAUGUCCAUUCCAUGCAGCCUGCUUCCUUAUCUCCCUUUGCCCUGUUGCACUUAAAGCUUGUUUUGAGGUCUAGUAACUCCCUCCCCACAACCUUCAACUGUAAUGGUGAUUCACAGGAGCAUGAAUUAUGUAGGGAGUAUGUAUGUAUGCGGAGAAUUAUGUAUGCUUUUGAAUACCAGUUGCUCAAAACCAGAGAGUGGUAUUGUGCUCUGGUUCUGCUUGCGGACUUCUCAUUAGGGUAUCUGGUUGGCCACUGUGAGAACAGGAUGGUGGACUAGAUAGGCCACUGGCCUGAUUCAGCAGGCUCUUAGGAGUACGCAAGUGUCCGGCUGUACAUGCUAUAGUUCAGGAAAACACAAAAGCUCUUGGCUGGACGAUUGUGCCUGUACUGAUGCUGGUCUGUUAUGUAGCUGAACAUACGUAUCAGUCUAUUGGGCCAAGGUAGCUAUUUUUUUUUUAGCCAGGUAUUCUGUUUCAAAGUAAAUUCAUCUAGUUUCAUCUAAGCUAACCAAUGUUCUCAUCCAGCAUUUUCAGGCCUAUGUACUGUAGCUGUAAAACCUGAGUUCCCCAAGCUGUCUGGAACAUCUAAACCAGUUGAGCCUGGCAGGCUUUUGUGAUCUUGUUAAUCUGCAAAGCAGAGGCCUGUGUCCAACCUGAAACGUAAACAGAGUCAAGGGGAGUUUAAUAGUCAGACCUCUUGUUCUCUAUUACAGGAACCUCUCAGGGCUAUCCUCCUUGUGACAUUGUUGAUAGGAAGUGAGCUUGCAGAUCUAGAAGGGAACCUGCCAAGAUAGGCCCUGGCCUAUUUCAAGAAUAAAUAGUGUAAAUGUAAUCAUGGGGUCAAGCAGUCGCACUAUUAAGCUGGAUUUAUGGUGCUACAGAGGGACUUGUUCGCACCUGUUGAUGAAGCACUUUGGUUUUUUUUAUAUUAAGUGAGAGCCCAAGCUUUCCAUAUGCUUCUGCAAAGACAUUUAGGAUAGUUUGAAGAUCUUUCUCUGAACGUGCGGAGACUACAUUAUCAUCGGCAUAUUGAAGUUCUAUGACAAAGGUUGUAAUUACCUUACUUUUUGCUUUCAGCCUAGUGAGAUUAAAAAGCUUUCCAUACGUUCGAUAUACGAUUUCCACACCAGUAGGAAGUUUCCCUUCAAUCAGGUGUAGAAUCAUAGCAAUAAAGAUAGCAAAUAAGGUCGGAGCAAAGAUGCAGCCCUGUUUUACACCUGAUCCGACUCUGAAUGGAUCGCUCUUAAAACCAUUGUUAUCCAAAAUUGUCUUUGUCAAGUUGUCAUGAAGGAGUCACAAAAUCAGAAGUUUAUCAGGUCAUCCAGUUUUCAGAAGGAUGGUCCAGAGAGUGGUUCGAUUCACAGUAUCAAAGGCCUUCUUCAGAUCAAUAAACACCAUAUAUAAAGGUGGAUUCUGCUUCCGGCAUUUUUCCUGAAGCUGUCAUGCAGUGAAGAUCAUGUCCACUGUCCCCCUGGAAGGACAGAAACCAUUUUGGGAUUCAGGGAGGAUAUCUUCUGAGAUCGGCAGGAGGCGUUUUGCGAGGAUCCUUGCAGGGAUGUUACCUGCAGUAGCAAGAAGAUGCCUUGAUAGUUCCCACAAUGUGUUCUAUUACCCUUCUUAAAAAGAGUAAUAAUUAUGGCAUCCCUAAAGUCUUCUGGGAUCUCCUCCCUCAUCCAGAUUUUUUCAAUGAGCUUAUGAAGUUGUGUAAAUUCAGGCCUACCUUCUUUAAAGACUUCAGCAGGAAUCCCAUCAGGUCCACUAGCUUUGUUAUUCUUCAUUUGAUUAAUGACCCUAUGAAUCAGCGACCUCCAAUAGCAUCUGUUAUAAACCACCCUGUUCAGAUCUUGUAAGUUCAGGUCUGUGGCUUCCUUUAUGGAAUCAAUCCAUCUCUUGUUUGGCCUUCCUCUUUUUCUACUUCCUUCUGUUUUUCCAAGCAUUAUUAUCUUUUCUAAUGAAUCAUGUCUUCUCAUCAUGGGGUCAAAGUAUGAUAACCUGUUUCAUCAUUUUAGCUUUUAGCAAUAGUUCUGGUUUAAUGUGUUCUAAUGCCCAAUUAUUUGUCUCUUUCAUGGUCCAUAGUAUGCACUAAGCUCUCCUCCAACACAUUUCAAAUGUGUUGAUUUUUUCCUGCUUUUUUCACCGUCCAACUUUCACAUCCAUACAUAGAGAUCAGGAUCGAACAGAGAUCGGGAACAGUAGUUAUACAGAGAUAUUUUUCUUCACCAAGACAGGAAAAAGUGGCUCAAAGUGACAGACUUGCAAAUAGAUGCAGUUUCCCAGCUGAAACUUAUUUUUUGAUCAAGAACAGUCCCUACGCAUGUGCAUGCACAGCUAGUAACAUUUUCUUAAGCAGCAGAGUGAUCAAACACCAACACAGCCCCCCAUCUAAGACACUCAACAUCCAACAGACUAGUUCUUUCUCCAUCUCUUCCAUGUAAACUGGCAUCCAGUUUCUUAAAACUUAGAAACAAAGUUUUAGUUAGUACCAAUGUAGUACAUAACAGAGCUGAUUGGUACAAUAGUAGAGGCAAAUGAGUACAACAGAUUUUAAUAAGGUAUCCUGUCUGGCUAGUGAACUACCAGAGAACCAAACUUGGAGGUUGCAGCAAUGAUAUUAAUGGAUAUUGGGGGUUGAGAAAAGGCUCAGAGAUAAUUAUAGGAAGCAGAACCUACUUCACUUUCAAAAACUGCAACUAAGAAAGUAGCUGCUGUUUUUAGAAAUGGCACCUGAUGAAUAUCAACAUGUGUUGCUUUCCAGAAUUGGAAGCCUUAUCCUGCUGAGCAGAAACAGAAACCCAGGCUAACUCCAGAGAGCUAGUAACUUAAGAGCAUCCCUUGAGCAUAUUUGAUGUGGUUAGCUGGAGCCAGAGGAGUGGGGAACAGGCUAAUGCCAACAGUUGGCAAAAGGCCAGAGCAUAUGAUGGCUGCCAGAUCCUUAUCUGUUGUAAAUCAGUUCUGACAGAACAGAUUGCAAAAUAAACUUAAUAAAGAGCCACUGGCUCCAAGCUAGGGAAUGGGUUUUUUUGUGUGUGUGUGUGUGUGUGUGUAUGUAAAGCUCACACCCCCACUCUCUUCCCCUACCCACCCUCUUUAUGAAUAAGUGGCAAUAAACUCAGGGUUUAUUUAGUCCUUGCUGGUAGUACUCCACUGCUUUUUGCCCCAUUCUUUAUUUUAGCUCUCCCCCCACAAAUAAAGUACACGUCUAUACAGACUGCUAGCAGCUCCGCAGGAUUUCAGGCAGGAGCUUUUUCCAGCUCUGGCUGGAGCCACCACAGAUCGAACCUGGGCCUUUCUUAUGCAAGACAGAUGCUCUACCACUGAGCUGCAGCCCUUCCACAGAAUUCUCUGAAGACUGAAUUAUGAUUUGCAUAUUGAAAAUGAAAUUUCAAUUACAGUGUUAGGCAAACACACCCUCCCUUCUUUCUAAAGCUGGCACUUAUGGGGGUAGUUCCUCGAGAUUCUAGGGUAACCUGGUCUUUUGCCCAUUUAAAGUACAAACAGGUACUUUCCAGUAUGAAGUAGGUCACUCCUCUUUGGACUGCAGAAAUAAUCCUUGGGAUUCCAGCAAAAGCUCAACAGUUGCACUUCUCUUCUGUGUACACCAACAACGCAUGCAUGUAGACGAGGGAUACAUAACAAUUGUAGUGCCAAAUUCCAUAAACCGGUUAACAGCUCUAGUCCUAGCCUUGUAGUGUACUUCAUUUACCCAAACCUUUCCAACAUAAGAGCUUCAGCAAGUGACCAGGGGCCACAGGGAAUUCAUAGAUAGUAUAUUUAGCAGUAGUUCCACACUUACAGGAACACUUGAUGUUUCCUCUUUGUGAUGGUGGGGGAAGCCUUGCAGACAAUUUCAUGGAAUUACACAGAAGUUCAACACAAUAAAAAAGUACUAUACUGUGGGAAAUUAAGUGCCUACAAGAGUAAGGCUCAGACCAAAUCUGGAGGUUAACCAUCUCAGUACAUACAAUGACCUUGUCUUUGCACUGAACAUGUAAGAUGUUAAGAAGAGUUCUCUGUAACAACAUGUGACCUGCAGCAUCUGAAGACAGUUGUUGGACCAAAUAAAAAGUAUUGUCACACAUUCUUGUGCUUUGUGGU